Molecule: messenger RNA, 1066 nt
Organism: Cotesia glomerata
Lineage: Eukaryota; Metazoa; Arthropoda; Insecta; Hymenoptera; Braconidae
Exons: 4
Coding region: 322-1023 (233 amino acids)
Source: RefSeq, a predicted model, not a curated record
GUAUUUUCAAAAGUUUAUUCAUUGGAAGUUCGCUCAAGCUUUGAACUUCAUCGUAAUAAAGCUCCAAGAGCCCGAAGGGCAGCAAAGUGAUCACCAAAGUGCAAAUAAAUAUCAAAUUACACUUAGAGAAGAGAAUCAUCUCUGAUAUUAAAUCUUCCGCAGUUAAAACGCAACUGUGUAAUGUUCUAGAGUUCUAGGAUACUUAUUUAUGGUUGAGCGCCGGUGCGAAACUUGUGACACUUUCAGCAAAGGAAGUAAGUCGCUUAAUUGCCAGGUCCCGCUAGCCCAGAAGUUCAUACAAGUUUAAGACACCCAGGAGAGAUGACUGCUCUUAAAAUAUUCAUUUUGGUCGGUCUUAUUUCCGCGACAAGUUGCGAAGAAGGAUUUUUUGAUAAGUUGAAAAGUGGGCUGCAAAGCAUGAGAAAUUACUUGGAAACGGUGAAAGAAGUCGCGGACUUAGUCUCUGACAGCUUGAAGAAGCAGCCCGAUCGUAAAAAAGGCGAUGAGAGCCCGCAAGAGGACGCUGGAGAUCGGAGCGCCGGGUUUGGAAGCCUGGCGUCUGUUUUUUUUCGGCUUCUCGGCUUGGACUCGCCGAAAAUAGCCGCGAUAACUGUCAACUCUGCUAUUUUUCUUGCGCAAGUGAUCGCGUCAUUUUUUGAAGUCAAAUCUUCGAGGGAUGAGUCUGACGACUCAGAAUUUGAUGUUUUAAAAUCCAUUGUCGAUUCUACGGACGACAAGGUCCAAAAUUUGCUGAAACAAGCCCAAAGUCCAGAACUUCCGCGGAAAAUAACCGAGCAAUUAGAUGGGAUGGAUUUGUCGUGUGUGAAGCUUUUGAUCUGCAAAAUGACCCCGUUUAUUUUGAAAGCUCAAGCUUCUUUAAAGAGCGAGUCAAAUAAUGGGUCAAGAAAAACAGUUUUUACGUCUUGGCUGCCGAGUAAAGAGGAGUUUGAAGAUAAUUCGGAGAAUUGCGAGCAAGAACAUAAAGACUGUCGAGUUUUUCCGGAAGAAUUUGAACAGGAGUGAAAAUAUUUUUGAAAAUUAGAAAAUUGAAUUUUUUAAUUAUCAA